AUGGAAGAAGAAACAGUGUCUGUUCCGCUUCUUAUCUUCCAGUCUCUUUCGGAGGUUGUAUCGGGAAUAUCACCGCUACUAGUUCUUGCGCUUGUCAUUUCAAUUUGCAUUUUGACCCGAAUCACUACUGGAAUUACUAGUCGUCUAAGCAGAACAUACCCAGAUGGAACAAUAUCAGUAAGGCAGGUCCCAUACUGGCUCCCGUAUGUUGGACAUGCGUUCUCCUUGGGUUUCAGACGGCGGAAGCUUUUUGAGAAUGCACGAAAAUCCACCAAGGAGGCUGUUGUUAGCCUCAACGUUCGAGGCAAAUCUCAUAACGCUAUAUUCAGUCCAGCCAUCGCAGCGGCGUUGUUGAAGCAGUCAUCAUCACUUUCCACUGAGCCUGCAACCGAUUACAUUUUAAAAAAUGCCUUUGGUGCGGGGAGAAGUGUUGGGACACUUAACCGUAGUGACUUUUACGGGGGCUCCGGGCCAAUUCAGUUUCUCAGCAAAGAACCCUGGCUAACUGAUAUUACUUCUGCUAUUGCACGUCAAGUUCAGCAAGCUAUGCCGAACCUGCUAUCAUUCUCCCCCAGUGUUGUCGAUCAGUCAACGUGGGAGAGGCUAAGCGACGUAUCUAUUAGCCAUGAAAAUGGAGAGCCAAUUUGCGAAGUCUACCUAUUUGCCCUUGUGCGAAAUUUCAUCGGUACGAUAUCCACUACCGCCCUUAUGGGAAGCGCUUUUACAGAGGCUUUCCCAUAUGCUCUUAACGAGUUAUGGAAUUUUGAUGGGAACUUCAACGCAAUUCUGUCGAGUAUUCCUCGCUGGAUUCCGUUUCCGGGACUUGUGUCUUCAUAUUCAAGUCGCCGGCGUCUAUUACUUGCCAUGAAGGUUUUCCAUGACGCGUUUGCAGCCACUGAAAUCGGAGUGGAUCCUGGAUUUGAUUGGCGGGAUAUGGACGACGUCUCAGAGGCUGUCAAGGCCCGUUCACGAGCUUUGAUCGAGGCAGGGUGUUCAGCGGAAGCGGCGGCGUCUGAACACCUGGCCUUCUUCUGGGCUAUGAAUACGAUAACGAAUACGUUAGUAUUUUGGAACUUAGUUCACAUUCUCUCCGACGAAGAGCUGCAUGAAAAGAUACUAGAAGAAAUCGCACCUUAUUCGAAUGCGGCACGCCCCGACUGGCGGGAAUCGGGCUUUAAUAUCCCUGAACCACCUCGCUUGCGUUUGGAUGCCAACGCGCUUGUCUCUUCUUGUCCAAUACUGAAGGCUACCUACUAUGAAAGCCUUCGCCUCUACUCCUUGCCGCUAAGUUACGGACAGGUAACGAAGGAUGUGUCCCUAGCGGAGCCUACAGUGGCCGAUUCCCCAUCAUCGACUUACAAGUGCGAAGCCGGUACUUAUGUUGCUAUUCCGCACUUCAUACACAAUAUGAAUACCGACUCCUUCCACGAACCAACGAAGUUCGACCCACAGAGAUUUUUCCCUCAUGAUCUAGAGAAAGAUUCAGAUACCCCCGACAAUUACGAAUCAUCUGAAAAUGAGAAGUUGAUAUCAAAUGAUUCGAUUUCCCAAAAGGCAAACGAUAUUUGGCCGAGUGAGGCCAGCCCCGUCCUGGGCUUCAGUCGCGAGUUUGCGGAGGGGCAAGCUCUUGUCUUUACUGCUGCUUUUCUCACGAUGUGGAAUAUUCAACGGGCAAGUGGCAGGCGCUGGACAGUUCCACGCCAGAAGGCGGGUAGCGCGGUGUGUGUGCCCAGGAACGAUGUCAUGGUGAGGAUGAAGCUAAGGGUGUAG
Messenger RNA from Coccidioides posadasii C735 delta SOWgp, 1770 nucleotides. RefSeq lists its product as uncharacterized. Lineage: Eukaryota; Fungi; Ascomycota; Eurotiomycetes; Onygenales; Onygenaceae. Gene Ontology annotation, molecular function: oxidoreductase activity, acting on paired donors, with incorporation or reduction of molecular oxygen; heme binding; monooxygenase activity. The record is from RefSeq and is a predicted model, not a curated record.